Molecule: messenger RNA, 864 nt
Organism: Prunus mume (Japanese apricot)
Lineage: Eukaryota; Viridiplantae; Streptophyta; Magnoliopsida; Rosales; Rosaceae
Source: RefSeq, a predicted model, not a curated record
AUGGAAGAGGUUUUGGAAAGGCAAGAGCGAGAAAGGCGAGCAAAAAUGCGUAGAAGAGCUGCAAGCAAAAGGGCGCAGAGAGAACUAGAUGAGCAACUUGGUGUGGCCUUUGCUUUGCUGGAGGAAGAAAACCAGAGCCGCCGUGUGGAAAAUCUGUACACCAGGGACUACCUGUGCAGACCUACGCCCAGGGACCUGCAACGGCUUCUACAAAAAGCUGAGUCUCGUGGAUUUCCUGGAAUGAUUAGUAGCAUUGACUACAUGCACUGGCAAUGGAAAAAUUGUCCAUCUGCUUGGCAAGGGGAUUAUGGGAAUCAGAAAGGGCAGAAAAGUAUCAUCCUCGAAGCAGUUGCUGGUUUUGAUACAUGGGUUUGGCACGCCUUCCUUGGAGUUGCCGGCUCUCAAAAUGAUUUGAACGUCCUGGGUCAAUCCCCGGUGUUCAAUGAUGUUCUGAGAGGUGAAGGCCCAACUAUCACAUAUCAAAUUAAUAAUAUCGUCUACCAGAACGGGUAUUAUCUAGCUGAUGAGGGGUACAGAAAAGAUGUGGAGAGGUGCUUUGGUAUCCUUCAAGCCCGGUGGGCAAUUAUCAGGGGAGCGGCACGUCUAUUUGAUGAGGAGGUGCUUAGUAGUAUAAUGAUGACUUGUAUCAUCCUCCACAACAUGAUUGUGGAAGAUGAGUAUGAUUACGAUGCUGCUGAAGUGUAUGAACCAGAUCCAAUGAACACCGCCUUAACACGAUUUUAUGAAAAACCUAUGAGGCCAAAUGGAGAACCAGUGCAGCAUGAUCCGUUAGUUAGAGACGAUAAUUUCAUGCUUCGGAUGAUUGAGCGCUACACGGAGAUACAAUCGUCAUAUAUUCAUUAA